This is a messenger RNA of Paramuricea clavata, 4391 nucleotides long. The record is from the annotation of a GenBank genome assembly. NCBI's taxonomy places the organism in Eukaryota, Metazoa, Cnidaria, Anthozoa, Malacalcyonacea, Plexauridae.
AUGGGAAAUAACAAGAACCUUGGGGCAGUUACAUUAUAUACAGAAAGAGAAUUAAAUAUCGGUACUCACAUAUUCAGGUAUAUUGCAGAAGACAAAGCUGGUCUCAAAAGUACUUGCGAAGUUCGGAUCAUGAUCAAAGGUAAGCAAAUUAUCCGUUUCUAGAUUAUUAAAUUGAUUACUUCUCUUCUGCAGGUGUAUCCAAAAAAUAAACAAUUUUGAAAUGUCCACUGAACUGUAAAUUUCCACAACUUUGUAAAUAUAGCCUGCGCUAAUGACGUCGAUCAGCCUUCAGACUUAUUUGGAAGUACUUGAAUGUGUUCAUUAAAAUUUUUCUUUUGUACUGCAGUCAAUGAGCUUUCUUCGAUACAAUUUUUGUUGAUACAAUUUCAAAGCAAUAUAGAGUGAUGUUAUAACUUGUAAAUCAGUGAGCACGCAUAUAUGCUGUUUCUGAUUUUUCUGGCAUGUUCAAAUUCUUUUCUGCCUCUGUGGUAUAGAAGAGGUCUGUGCUAGAAAUUGCAUCUAAUUGGCAAAUUUUCCAUUUUUAAAAGACAGUAUCGAGCCACCUUAAUUUAAGUGGAAUUGAAACAAGGAAUUGGAGUCUCGAGCUUCCAAUCUUCUGCUCGUAGAGCAUGCUUUAACCACUUUGCAAUUUGGACCUUGGAAAAUGCGAUUGCAACAAAUACAUUCUAUAGCCAAGUUUGUUGCAUAUAUAUAUAUAUAUAUAUAUAUAUAUAUAUAUAUAUAUAUAUAUAUAUAUAUAUAUAUAUAUAUAUAUAUAUAUAUAUAUAUAUAUAUAUAUAUAUAUAUAUAUAUAUAUAUAUAUAUAUAUAUAUAUAUAUAUAUACAUAUAUGUGUGUGUGUGUGUGUGUAUUGCUAUUGCUAAUUUUUGCCGUGAUCCAGAAUUGAUCCAGAUUGAGCAAGUCCACUGUAUUGUUUAUUUCAGAUAGAGAAGCUCCGUACUUCAUCCGAUGUCCAACAGAUAUGACGAUCGAGUCGACCAAUGAUUAUGAAAUAGUUGACUGGGAAAGUCCAAUUUUCAAGGACAAUUCUGGAAAGGAUCCCCGCGUAUUGUCAAGUCGACCAGCUGGUACCCGAUUUCGGGUACCAGGAAAAGUUCAAGUAAGUUUAAUGCUACACCUAUUGUAAGGUUUUUUGUCAUCGGAAAGCCGCUGGAAAAUGAGCCUGUUGUAUUGGAAAUUAGAAACUUACUACUAUAAUUAUAUUAUAUACUUAUAGUAUAAAUCUUACAUUAUGUUACCGUACCAAUUUAAAGGAUUAAUGUUUUCUUCCUCUUCUAUUUUACUAAAAAUGUCUGUGCAGAUUUAUUGAUGAAGUACAUGUCGCCGUUCGAUUUCAAGUGUUUGUAAAGCAGUUUUUAGUCAGAAAAUGCUCAAAUAAUUGAUAUUUCCCUUUUUGACCUUUUUACAAAAUAUUCGCGGCAACACGUAAUAAAAUACGCGUGUACUCAGUAAUCUAAUAUAGGUUUAAUGGAUGUGGUAUAUAAAAGGAUUUCAAGUCAUUUACAGGGAUGUUGUAGUACAUUCUCUUGUUUGCUUUCGCAACUAUGUCAUUAAUAUGCACGUUCUAUUUCAAAUUGUUGCUUUAGUUUAGACUUAUAUUUUUAUUCCACAUUGUUAGCCACCUCCUUUUCUAUUCCAUUUACUAUAACAUCGAAGAAAAGUACACAAGGUAAAAGCUGAAAGAAUGUUCCCAUCCCUUUGAGAAUUGUGGUUUUGCGUAGUACUAUAAAUGUUCUUCAGUAUAAGCAAUCUGUCUACACGAAGUUUGUAUUAUCGCACGCCAUGAUGUAAUUAUCACUUAUUUACUGAGACCGAGGGAAACAGUGUGUUUUGUGGACCCAAGACUGCCGUUGAGGGGCCACAAAACACACUGUUUUCCCGAGGUACGCGAUACGGUUCCGACCAAUCGGCAAACAGAAAUAUUGAACUUUGACACUAGCUAUAUAACAACGCUAUUUAUGCGAUGCAAAAAUUCGUGCAAAAAGGGAAAGCAAAGAAAAAUUCGUGCAAGCUGAAAUCCCUACCCCCCAUCACUUUUCUAAUGGUCCGCACCUCAGCUAAUUUCAGUUUCAGUAGCUUUACAGAUAACACAAAUCAAUAAUUGUUAAUUAAUAACGUUUGAUCUUACUUUAAUUCUUUUAUCGGUCAGGUUAUGUUCGUGGCAACUGAUGAGGCUGGAAACAAAAACACGUCAUGCAAGUUCGAAAUAAAUUUGAAAAGUGAGUAUGAGUUCUAUAAGUCUACUAAAUUUCAACUAUUCUAUAAAUAAGCCUUUAUGGUUAUACCAUCUUAUUUAAUUUAACCGAACAAUAGCUUUAUGGAAUUAACAGGAGUACAAAAAUACAGGCCGAUCGGGGGAUCCAGGUAGGGUAGAACAGGGUAAAAGCCUCAUUAAGUGAGGGAGGACAUUUUGAGAUGGUGCAUGUGGAAAGAAAUCUUAAACGAUGGUCGUUGGCAGUGGUAAUAAAUUAAGAAAUUUCAAUAACAUUAUUUUGGAUUAGUUGUGACUGUCGAGAGCAAGUUGAGCGAGAAAGAGUUUCAGUACUUGGGAGCGCAUAUUAAUUAUUCACAGGUUUAGUAUAAGUCUUGAUAUGACUAGUCAUUUCGGUAUGAGUAUAUUCGAUUCAGGCACUCCAAAGCAACACAACUACACGUGUAUUGGACAAGACUCCUCAUGAAAAUUCGUCGAUCGAGAGAGGCUUUAAGUGAAUUUUGUAUGGUUAAAUUUAUACCAACAACACUGAAAUAAAUCUUGACUCGAAAACGUGAGUAAAAUAAUGCACCCAGUGACAAUGAGUACAAUUAUACUCAACUUUAUGAGCAAAUUUACUCAAUUUUUCGAAUAAAGUAUAAAUUUUUACUUCAAAAUUGAAUAAAUUUGAAACUUUAUUAAAAGAUUGAGUAAAUUUGCUCAUAAAUUUGAGUAAAUUUACUCAAAAUUUUGAGUCACUGUGGGGGCAUUAUUUUACUCAAGUUUUUGCACGAGUCAAAAUACUCAGGGAUUUUUUGCAGUGAAGGAAAUUACGUCGCCAUAUUGUCAAUGAAGCUAAUACUGAUGAUUCAACGAUUGAUUAAUUUCGGGGUACAGAUGUCGAUAGCGUUUCAGUUUACUUCUAGUUCAGUGCAUGACAAUGGUUGACCUAUACUAAAUCUCUUACUGAAUGAGGAAACCGCGAUUUCGACUAGAACAUGUCACACAUGCAGAGAUCAAGACCACAAAUCUAUCCUGUAAAACUGGUUUCAAGAAAUUCAAUGCAUUAAGUCUUAAAUUCUAUAGUUAGUUUUGUAAAUUAAUUGCCCUAAAUGUUGCAAUACAUGCAAUGCCAUGUAAAAAUAUAGCAUUAAAUUUUUAGGCUAAUACUUUUAUUUAUCGAAUUAGAAAAGAAGUACAAUUUAUAUAAUUCUGUAUACAGCUAUUUCAAUUAAGGUUGUCCACGAGCAAAGCGGAAAAGUCGAAUACGAGCGUGAAAGGCUGCUGGGAACCGCUUUGAAAAUUCAUUAAUUUGUUAGCGAUUCCCAGCAGCCUUUCGCGCUCGUAUUCGACUUUUCCGCUUUGCUCGUGGACAACCUUAAUUGAAAUAGCUGUAUACGUUAUUCGUCUCCGAUUGCAACGUGUCAUGUUUACUAUAUUCCUUUAAUCAUUUAUAUAAUUAUUGUGUUAAAAAUGAAAAUGAACGUAAAAAUUUAAAAAGACGGGGCGAUCAAUUAUAUCACUAAAACAUGGCAACUCAUUUAUAUAGUUACUUAUAAAACGUGCACAAGUGUUUAAUAUUUUUAAUCUAUUUUUUAUAUCGCUUUAGUGACGACUUGUCCCAGACACGAACCACCCAAGAAUGGUGCUCUAGCUUGCCUUCCUGAUCGUAGCGGGCAAAGGCAGUGUCAGGUUUAUUGUCGGGAAGGUUUUGAGUUCGCUUUUCGCCCAUCUCUGCUUUACUACUGUUCUCGUGGAAGUUGGAAUUCAUUUCCUCCGUUUGGGUCUGGAACUUUUCCUUGGCCAGACUGUGCAGGUAGGAUGACGUUACAAAUUAACUGCAGAUAAUUAAUGCAACGCAAUAUACUGAACAGUAAAUAUUAAAUAUAUUAUAUUUUUAAUAAAUUAUAAUAGAAAACUAGCAGCAUCAAUUACUCUCAGCAUCAACUAUACUGUAAUUUUCUUUUGUAGAAAGAGCGAGUUCCAGCUCCUCCAUAAAGAUGUCAGCUUCAUACUAUUAUGUUGGCGACUGCAAUAGAGCUGAUGUGCAAGAUGAUCGUAAGAAAGCCUUUAUCUCCAUUGCAUCUGAUCCUUUUAGUGUCCCACCAGUGUUUUGCAAAUUCAACCCUACGUGUAAGCCAAAUAAUGUAAACGUAUUCUGUGGAGAAAGUUCUCGAUAA